This is a messenger RNA of Apis laboriosa (Himalayan honeybee), 5614 nucleotides long. RefSeq names its product serine-rich adhesin for platelets-like. Lineage: Eukaryota; Metazoa; Arthropoda; Insecta; Hymenoptera; Apidae. Gene Ontology annotation, cellular component: extracellular region. The record is from RefSeq and is a predicted model, not a curated record. Bases 194 to 5185 code for a protein of 1663 amino acids. The transcript is spliced from 8 exons. Gene Ontology annotation, molecular function: chitin binding.
ACUACUCUUUAGCACUUGUACUUCCUGUUAAAGUUUAUAUUCAAAUUUUUUAUUUGUUUUCAAUUAAAAGUUUUUAAUUAGCUUUAAUUUCAGUGAAUAAAUCAAACGAAACAAGUGUUGUGUAAAGUUUUAUCUUGUUUAUCAGUAGAUUUUUGACUAUGGAUUCUACGACGUUUUCACUGAAACAGUCUACAUGUCCUUUAACAGUCACGAAAAUUUCAUCAAGACUUGGAUAUUUCAUACAUUUGGCGAUAGGCUGAAGGCUGAAUUGAUCGAGCUAGCCAUGAACCUCGCGCUGCAUGGAUUUUUGUUGCAGGUUUUAUUGUCGAUUCUCAACCUCCAGCAUGGCUCCUUGUUAUGCAGCGCGGGGGAACCUGGCUAUUUGGACUUCGACAAUUUGCCAGAGACGAAUUUCUCGUGCCAGGGGAAAGUGAUCGGUGGAUAUUACGCCGACGUUGAAGUCGGAUGUCAAAUGUUCCACGUUUGCACCAUCGGUCAAAAAGACGAGAUUAUGGACAUAAAGUUCCUCUGUCUGAACGGGACCGUGUUCGAUCAGGAAACCAGGGUUUGCGAGAGGGUUGACGAGGUCGAUUGCAGCAAGAGCGAGCGAUUCUACAACCUGAAUUUGGAACUCUAUGGAAACAACGCGGUCACUCUCAGUUUGCACGAAAACAACGAGGACGACGUCGAUCAACCGGAUCCAACUGACGAUCACCAACGCACCACGUCGGCACGACCCACCACAACAACGACCAGCACGACAACCUCGAAACCAAGCAAACCGUCCACCACUCCAGCUUCCAAUUCCUUUUCCCAUCCCACCGGCUAUCCCCAACACUAUCAACCCCAGCCUCCCUUCCCUCAAGUCCAUACCAGCCAGUCCAAGUCCCUUUAUGACGAUAAGAAUGGCGGAUACCAUCACCAGUACAUCUUUCACAACGGGGAAAGGAGCAAUAAUCAGCAAGCAACUUCGUAUCAAUUGUUCAGCAACCAAGGAGUCGGCUCCACAACCGUUCAACCGCCCCAGGUCCAUCAGAUUAGAUUCAGCUCCACUUCGAAUCCUCAGAUCAUCCAUAACAACGAACCGUCCACGGUCACGCCGUUGUUCCACGCAACCUCGUCGACCAUUCAAACGUUGUUGAACAGCAAUGGGAACGGCGUGAUAAAUCCUAUUUUUCAUAACCAUGGAAUAGCUAGUACCACGGAACAAUUUAUCCACAGUAACAAUCCUAGAGAGACUUCCCAGUAUCGCGAACACGGGGAGCACAAUAUCAGACCUUUGGAGGCUAUCCAAUCGACUAAUAAGGGAAAGAUCUCGAAGUUGACUAUAUCGCCUGUGCCAACGUCGGAAUCGCCGCGAUCGGGGCAAACGAAAACCAACAGCCAGAGCUCCCAACAGCAAAGAAUCUCGGGAAGCUUCCUUCCAACGCCUGCAACCGACGAAACGACCAUCAGAUCCUUCUACCCGACCCCGAGAACUUCGUCAAAGCCGCCCCAAACCUCUCAACCCACCAAUGAACAAGUCACCCAGCACAUACACGUGCUGCCCCCUAUACCUAUCCCUCAAUUGAAGCCCCAUCAGAUCACUAUCAACCUGCCGCCACCCGAUCUUCAAAGAAUAAUCCAAAACCCGUCCUCCUUGCUACCUUCUCAAUCCAGGGUAAUCGUAACGGCCAAGGCAAGCGUCAGCGACGAAUCUGGCAGACCUCUGAACACCACCCAGUUGGUCACUCUUCCGCUUCCAACCAUCCCAGCCAGUUAUGACGAUUACAAGGAGGGGGACGAGUCGUUUGAUCCUUUCUACAGGGACGUUCCUAAAAUUCGGAACAGCAGACGUGUUCGUACGGUGGUUAACGAAGGGAAGAGUGGUUGGAGAGUGAAGAGAUCGAAGAAUUCUAUGGUUUCUUUCGCUUAUGAUGAAGAUUCUAGGAAGAAACAGGAUAGGGAGGAAGUGGCAAGCUCGAGUAGCAAAAACGUUGAGAAUGAAAGUGACACAAAGGAUUUUCGAUCGUUCAAAGAGAGUCUGAUGAGGUUCAGGGAUAUCUUGUUCGGGGACGAGUUCACGGAGGAGGCUAUUCGUAAUGUCUUCGAGGGGAGCAGGUUACAGGGAAUUGGCUCUGAUAAAAAUAUCGAGGGGAAGGAUUCGGAACUGGAGGAUCUAGAAACGAAGGCUUCCAAGAACUUCAAGGCCAGGGAAUACGAGGAUGAUAUCGAGGAGGAGGAGCAGGAUGAAAGGGAUAAAUCCGAUGAACAGUCACAGGAAUUUGAUAUUCCUUUGAGAUCGGAUAGUAAGGAGUCCGACGGUGAAGAAUAUAUUGAUGUGGAUGAGGGGGGAACAAUUGAAUCAGAUUUGAAGGAAGAUAGUGAAGAAAUGGACGAAGAAGAGGAACAAGAAAUUUCGAACGAGAAGGGGAAGAUUAACGACGAAAGUGAGAGAGAUAAGAUCGAGGUCAAAAAGCCGGAACGAAUCAUCGACGUGGUUAUUCUUGAUCCAAAAGAAUAUUCGAAAUCCAAGGAUGCACAAACUUUUUCGAACACGACGGAAAGAGAGCACGUUUCCACGGAGAUUCCAAAACUUUUCACGACUGAAGAGACAAGUAUUAAGAUGGAAAGAGAGUCUAUACAUAGGCAAGAUUCGAAAAAUUCAAAAGAUCAACGUGACAUUGUUGAAGAUAAAACGCAGUCGAAAGAGGUGGAAAGUGAUCGCGAAGAAAACGUAGAAGACGAAAGAAGAAGAGAAAAAUUAAAAGAGUCGAAGCCAAUUGCGGGAAGAAAAAGUUUGAGGAUCAGAUCUAGAGGAAAAGUAUCUUCAAGGAAGAAGGAAAAUAAAACUGAGAAUAACGAAUCUGUCAAAUCAACUGAUGAUAAUCUUCCUGAACAAAAUGUGGAAACAAGUACAACGAGAGUGAAUUCUGAGGUUGAACAGAUUGACAAGAAUAUAUUUGAGGAACCAGAAUCUCAAACUUCAAAGGAAGUCGAUACCAGAGCUGUGAACGACCAUGGUGGUUAUUUAAAGAGUCUGCAGACCGGUAAGGAUCAGGAUUCAGGGAAAGAGAAUCGAAAAGGCGAGGUUAACGACUACGAGACCUCAGAAAAGCAAUCUAAAACUUUGGAAACGUAUGAAGAAGAGUUCAAGAAAAUUUUGGAAGAUGAAGAGAACGUGAAUUUUGAUGAAGCACAAAUCGAAGAAAAAAAGGAAACCGAGGAAACAAAAUUUGACGAAGAAAUGGAACAAAAGCCUGAAACGCUUAAGAAGAAUUCUUCGAUUGAACGUGAAAGUGUGGAAGACGAAUCGACCACAGUUCUCAAUGACGAAGAUUUUGUAGAAGAUAGCUACGAAGUAACCAAAAAUUCUCGCGAGGAGAAAAACACGAAAAAGCUCGAAAAUUCUUCAGAAGAAGAUUUCUCUCAUGAACCGAAGGAUGAAAACACGAAAAUUGAAAGCGAGGAAGAGGAAGGAGAAAAAGAGUAUUCUACGACUAAGAAGGAAGAAAUCAAUUCUCAAGAAGAUUCGAUAGAGCAUCAUGACUCUACCGAGGCAUUUUAUGAAAGUACUUACGAAAUGGAUGAAGAUAACGACUAUAGAGAUUCUGAAAAUUCCGAAGACACCACUAUUUCUUCCUUGGAACAUACUAUUUCCGAAGAAACGCCAAGUGCCAAGGAAGAAAUCCUCGAGGAACGUAUUUUGAGCGAUCAGGAAGAAAGUACCGAAGGGGUUCUUAAAUUCACCGAUGAAUUACCUAAGGAUAGAAGAGAAGAUAUAUUGGAAUCUAAGAAAUCGUCGGAAAUUGUAGAUAAUACCGCGCAUGAUUACGUUGAUGAUAAUUACGAGCCUGAUAAUUAUAAAGAACGCGAAUCUUCAAACUCUAAUAGUCUAAGCGACGAGAAGAGUAACAAAGAAAUGUUGGCUGAUAGAAAAAUAGAGGACACUAAUGAGAAAAUUGAAGAAGACGUAUUGGAAACUACGACGGAGUCUGAAAAAAAUGAGGGAACUGAGAAUCCAGAAGACUUUAACAUGGAGAAGACAGACUUAUUACAGACUACAACGUCAACAACCACAACAACAACAACAACCACUACUACAACAACAACUGUUCGACCUACACCUCCAAAAUUAUUCAAACCAAUCUCUGCUAGGAAAAAUUAUAAUUACAUACCUCCAACGACGACUCCAAAUCCCGUGAUAAUCAAACCUAGAAUAAGUCUUCUCAAUCCCAAACCGGCAAAGCCACCUAAAUCUUACAACGAGUUGGCACCAAAACCAGUGAUCAGAAAACUCACCUUGCUAACUCGUAAACCAACAACUAUGAUGGCUAUCACGACGGCUAUGGAGGACAGUUUAAUGGAAACUACGGAAAUAUCGACUACAGAGUCAACAAUAAUUACUAAUAUAACUGAUGGAAACGAAGAAAAUGUGCUUGAGGACAAAUUAAAGUUUGUUAACGAGACGGAACAGAGAGACAACAUUUCAGCAAAGAGUAAGGAUGAUCAGGACUCUAGUCCAAGCGAGCAAAAGUCCCCAACAAAUGUCAAAAAGGAAGAAAAUGAGGAAGAGAAUUUCACACCUUAUCCUAUCUCCAGAUUAUCCACUACUCUUGCCUCCACUACUGAGAAAAAUUUGAAGGAAAUCGAAUCUACUAGCAUCGAGUCCGAGAAGUCAAAUAGUUCUAAGAGUUUUACUUUGGUAGACGUGGAAAUCCUGAGUACAACAGCUUUAUCGACCACUUUUACUUCCGUCGAGUCUGAUUAUCCCGAGGAAUCAUCUCCAACCACGCAAAAUCCAACUACGCAAGAUGAAACAUCGAUUGCAUCAUCGACCAAAUUCAUGGAUCAAAAUAUGACAGAAAUUUCCGUUACCUCUUCAACUCCUCAAAUAAUGACUUCUUCAGAGUCAUCGACGACUGAACAUGUUGAAGAAAUGGAAUCGACAACGAUUAGGCCUUUGAGUCGAAAAUCGGCAUCGUUGAAAAGAAGAGAUGGUUUCAAUUGCCUGGAGAAGGAGAUGUACCGUUUCUAUGGUGACAAUAGGGACUGUAGAUUGUUUCAUUAUUGUUCUCCUGGAUUUACGUCGAGGCAGGUGCUCGAUUUCCGAUUCGUGUGUGAAGAGGACACCAUUUUUGACGAAGAAAGCCAAAGUUGUCGCCAUAAUGUUAAGAACAAAAAAUGCCUGAAAAGACAGUGGUAAUGAGAAGAGUCAGGAUUUUCAAGAAAAUUUGCAUGCUCUCCCUUCGUGUCGCUGACAACAUUGAUUUUGGUAAUUAGUGAAUCCACAACCUCCCCUAGUGUAUAUUUAUGUAUAUUGUUAAUAUGUAAGAUCUCUUUCUCUUUCUCUUUCUCUGUCUUUCUCCUGUGGAAGAGGAUAUCACCUCUUUCUUUAAGUAUUUGCCAUAACCCCUGUACAUGAUGAUAAUGGAUUCACACUUAUUAAAAUUAAUACGUUCGAAUAGAUUGUUCGAACACGCAGCUCACGCGAGAUGGGAAAAAUGGAUGACUGAUCCUAUUUCUUUUCUUUUUUUUUUUUUAUAUUCUUUUUCAACGCUUAGAAUACUUUAAGCAAUGAAUGAGAUUACAGAAUUGCGUUUUCCGUUUUUUAGAAAGAACGAUAGAGAGAACA